This is a messenger RNA of Fulvia fulva, 1872 nucleotides long. RefSeq names its product SH3 domain-containing YSC84-like protein 1. The record is from RefSeq and is a predicted model, not a curated record. NCBI's taxonomy places the organism in Eukaryota, Fungi, Ascomycota, Dothideomycetes, Mycosphaerellales, Mycosphaerellaceae. The coding region runs from base 1 to 1872 and encodes 623 amino acids. Gene Ontology annotation, molecular function: phosphatidylinositol binding. The transcript has 2 exons.
AUGUCUCAGCCCACGAUGUGGCAGAAGGUGAAGAGCGGCAGCAAGGCUGGCUUCGAUAAGGGAUACAAGGUAUUGGACAAGUUGGGCACUCCGGUCAAUCGGCUGAGCAACAAGCUGGGAAGCGAGGCCUUCUGGCCCAUGGAAUUGGACAAGGAGAGCGACAAGGCCGCGCGCAUCUUGAAGAGCUUCUGCAAAGAUGGAUUCUACAAGGAAGAGGAAGUACAGCCUACAGAUGGGCCGAAGCAGAAACAGAAGGUCAUACAGAAGAUACCAGAGAGUGUCAUACGGGAAGCGAAAGGCCUUGCCAUCUUCACUACCAUGCGAACGGGUCUGUGGUUCUCUGGCGCUGGCGGUGCAGGUGUGCUUAUCGCAAGAAAGCCAGAUGGAUCGUGGUCACCGCCAUCUGGCAUCAUGCUUCAUACUGCCGGUCUCGGAUUCUUGAUAGGCGUGGACAUUUACGACUGCGUGAUCGUCAUCAACACCGAAGAAGCGUUGGAGGCCUUCACAAGGGUGAGGUGUACGCUGGGUGGAGAGAUCAGCGUUUCGGCUGGUCCGGUUGGAGCUGGAGGAGUGCUGGAGACCGAAGUUCACAAGCGACAAGCGCCGCUAUACACCUACUUGAAGAGCCGCGGGUUCUAUGCUGGCGUGCAAAUCGAUGGUACGAUUGUCAUCGAGCGAAAUGAUGAGAACGAGCGCUUCUAUGGCCAGAAGCUAUCCGUCAAGCAGAUUCUGGCUGGAAACGUCAGGCACCCUCCCUUCGAGGUGAAGCAGCUGAUGGAGACGCUAAAAGCAGCACAAGGCGACUCGGACUUCGACAGCGCAAUGCUCCCGACGGAGCCUCCACCCAGCGACAUGGACAUCGAGGAUGGGGCAGCAUUCGGCGUACCCGACAGAGACGAUCCCGACCCUUAUGGUGUACUGGCGCUUGAAAAGCAAGGCAUGAGUCUGAGGGAGGCCGGCACAAACAAGCGUGCCAGCUGGGAGCAGUUCAGCUUCAAUCCAAGUCCAACGAGUCCAGUACACAGCAUAUACAAUCGACAGAGCCAGGACCUCAGCGCGCGAUCGACAAGCCGUCGCAAUAGUUGGCGAACGAGUGCAUUUUCGACAGAGCCAAAGACGCCCAGCUCCCUCAGAAAUAGCAUCGACCAGGGUCGAUCGCCUGUCAUCAUGGCAGACUCGGCGACACAAACAGACUUUCCGGAUGGGCCACCGUCGCCCAGACGCAACAGCUUACGAAGCUCCAACAGCCAGCGGAGUUCUAAGGGUAGCAUUUCCAACAACGUGCAUCCUUACUCCAUGCAGAACGUCCCGGAACACGAUGUUCUUGCAACACAGGAUCACAAGCCUAUCGACCCCCGCACUGCGAAUGGUUACACGACUCCUCCAAGGACUCCGCCAGGUACACAGGAGACGCCUCGCAACGCGGCAGUGUAUACUACCGCGAACCAAGAAGACGACGAUGAGUCGGAUCUUGACGAUGAGGACAUACAGAUCAUCGAAGAGCCAGUCUUUCAUUCAGUCCAGACGGUCCAGCCAGCUACCUCACAGGUUAUCAGCAAUACCUCGCAGGUCAUUAGCAAAGCACGGAUUGUCGAAGUGCCAAAGCGGCUGCCACCCAAGCUGCCUCCGCGGAAUCCAGGUCGCAGGGGUCCAGUCGUUGUCGAUGCCUCCCCAACGAACGCCUCACCUGAACGAGCUACCUCCACUGAUCUCCCUGCCCCUUCGGUCGAAGCCGACACUGCAGUCCUGGAAACGGCAAAGUUGCCUUCAGAAACCGAUGCCAAGGCGGGAGACCUUCCACUGGAGGCAGCUUCAGCGGAGCACAAGGGCGAGAUCGAGUCAGUCGCCGAAAAGCUCGACGAUGUCACAUAG